AUGAACUGUGAGCAGGACUUCGCAGACGGGGGCUUGGGAGUGACCCUCACACUACGACUGCUCAUGCAUGGAAAGGAGGUUGGCAGCAUCAUAGGAAAGAAAGGAGAGACUGUGAAACGAAUACGAGAAGAGAGCAGUGCUCGGGUCAACAUCUCAGAGGGAUCCUGUCCUGAGAGGAUCAUCACCAUCACCGGCUCCACAGACAGCGUCUUCAGAGCUUUCACCAUGAUCACAUUUAAACUGGAGGAGGACCUCACUGCACUGGUGGCCAACGGCACCAUCAGCUCCAAGCCACCAGUCACCCUGCGGCUGGUGAUCCCUGCCAGCCAGUGUGGCUCUCUCAUCGGGAAGGGAGGGGCCAAGAUAAAGGAAAUCAGGGAGAGCACCGGGGCUCAGAUACAGGUGGCAGGGGAUUUACUGCCCAACUCCACUGAGCGAGGGGUGACGAUAUCUGGGAAUCAGGACUCAGUAAUCCAGUGUGUCAAACUCAUCUGCACAGUAAUCCUGGAGUCUCCACCGAAGGGAGCCACCAUCCCCUAUCGACCGAGCCCCUCACCAGCCGCCCUCCUCAUCGCAGGGAACCAGGCCUACACUUUGCAAAACCAAUACGGCAUUCCACACUCAGAGCUGGCCAAGCUACAUCAGCUGUCAAUGCAGCAAGGCCUGAGUCCUAUGGCCCAGCCGGCUCAGAAUAUCAUACCCGGGAUGGACACGAACUCUCACACGUCUCAGGAGCUGCUUAUUCCCAAUGAUCUGAUCGGCUCCAUCAUCGGCCGUCAGGGCACUAAGAUCAACGAGAUCCGGCAGGUGUCAGGAGCGCAGAUCAAGAUCGGCAGCCAGCUGGACGGGACAAGUGACCGCCAUGUCACCAUCACAGGAACACCGGUCAACAUCAACCUGGCCCAGUACCUCAUUACCUCCUGUUUAGAGACAGCCAAAUCCACAGCCCAGGCAGCGAACAUGGCAACUCCGGUCGACCUCAACAUGGCCUUCACCCAGCCAGCCUCCCCAGCUGCCUCCCCCACACCCACCAUGGCCACGAUGGGCGGCCUGACCCCGGCUCACAUGCUGGGCAACCCGUACGGAGGCAUGCCCCUCUCCGGCCUGCUGGGGGUGAAGUCCAUCCCCUAUCUGACUCUGUCCAGCCCUGCCCCCAACCCUGCAGCACCCUCCCACACCUCUCUGGCCGCCUACACCGCCAAAAUCUCCUCAGCCAACUGCGUCAAAAAGCCAGAGAGACAGAAGUUCGCUCCCUACUGA
This is a messenger RNA of Limanda limanda (common dab), 1260 nucleotides long. RefSeq names its product poly(rC)-binding protein 4-like. The record is from RefSeq and is a predicted model, not a curated record. The transcript has 12 exons. Gene Ontology annotation, molecular function: mRNA binding. Bases 1 to 1260 code for a protein of 419 amino acids. Gene Ontology annotation, cellular component: nucleus; cytoplasm. NCBI's taxonomy places the organism in Eukaryota, Metazoa, Chordata, Actinopteri, Pleuronectiformes, Pleuronectidae. Gene Ontology annotation, biological process: negative regulation of mRNA splicing, via spliceosome.